AUGUCACAGUGUCUGAGGUUGGGCUUUUGCAAGCGUGACGAACUUAGCUUUGCAGAAGAUUCCCCCAAGAACACCAGAGCAGUGGUUCUUUCCUUUGGAGAUACAGUGGCGGGAAAAUCAGUGACUUUGAUCUGUGGCAGUGAUGCAAACCCUCCUGUUCUCAAUUACACCUGGUUCAGAGCAGCUGCAGACACACUGCUGACAACAGGCCAGAAUUACAGCAUCAGCAACAUCAGCUCUCAGCACAGCGGACUGUACUACUGCACUGCUCACAACCAGCUGGGACAGCAGAACUCCACACCAACACUCCUGGAUGUGUUAUACGCUCCUCGAAUAACGACUGUGACUGCCAUUCCAUCUGUUUCUGGUGAUUCAGUCACACUAUUGUGCAAAAGUGAUUCAAAUCCCAUCAGCAAUUAUACCUGGACCAGGAGAACAGAGGGAGGUGUGAAACCGACUGGAAAUGGCAAUAAUUUAACUCUACACUCAGGAGCAGAUGGAUUUUACUACUGUACAGCAACAAAUCAGUUAGGAUCAUCCGAUUCACCAGGAUGGGCAUAUACAGCAGAUAACAGAGCUGUGAAAUAUGCAGCUACUGCGGUCACUGUUGCUCUGGUUCUGAUUUUCAUUACUGUCAUUCUGUGGCUGAGGAGGAGAGCAUCUAUGGUCCGGACAAGGAGUGAGGAGCACAGCAAGAAUGACUCUGUUCAUGUAUAUGAUAACAACUCAGCCAUGACCUCUGACCCCACACAGACAGCCUCAUCAGAAGAUCAGGACAAUGUUCAGUACUCAACUGUUCAUUUCAGUCAAUGCCCCACAGAUGGAGUGUCUCUCUACUCAACUGUUCAACUGCCAAAGUCUGUCAAACAAGAAGAGGAAGUAGAACAGCGAACACAGUGAGCCGCGCCACACCAAGAGCUGUGAAGUAGGUGAUGCAAAUGAACACAAUAAUGUCACGGCUUCUGAGUUCUUUCCACUUUCUCUAGGGAAACAAAACAGCUGCAAUUAAUAGACAACUUACAGUAAAAUCAGGCUUCCCUUUGAAAUGAUAUUUAGAACGAAUUUUCCCCAUGCAUUAAGUUAAAUCAGUUAAACCAGUAUAUGUAUAUGAUUUUCUUGGUUUUAUUUGGUACUACACAAGUGUACACAGGUAUAUAAAUGUAUAUAUCAUCACCGUACUGUGCUUAAAGUUUUCUCUAAAAUGUUAAUGUUUUUAUGGCAGAAAUUUCCCAGAAAUUUGACUUGAACGCCCCUUGUAAGUGUGUGCAAUUACUUCUACAAAAGAAUCUAACAUAAAAUAUAUUUUUCUUGGCCUCUGGGUUGCGCAGCAGUAACGAGCUCGCCCUAUCAUGUCCUAUAGAAAUUUAAAUGUCUUAAAUGUUUUCAUAUUUUACAGGAAGGAUGAAAUCUACAACAUUCUGAAGCCCAACAAAUAAGAAGAGACUAAACUGAUCAUAAAAUUCAUCUGUAACAAAUUCCCUGUAUUAAAAUAAAG
Messenger RNA from Clarias gariepinus (North African catfish), 1495 nucleotides. RefSeq names its product B-cell receptor CD22-like. The record is from RefSeq and is a predicted model, not a curated record. Lineage: Eukaryota; Metazoa; Chordata; Actinopteri; Siluriformes; Clariidae. The transcript has 6 exons. Bases 1 to 900 code for a protein of 299 amino acids.